This is a messenger RNA of Lactuca sativa (garden lettuce), 504 nucleotides long. Its product is annotated as protein FAR1-RELATED SEQUENCE 8-like. Lineage: Eukaryota; Viridiplantae; Streptophyta; Magnoliopsida; Asterales; Asteraceae. The record is from RefSeq and is a predicted model, not a curated record.
AUGGCUGAAGAAGUUGCUCAGCCUACUGAAAUACAUGUUAUUGAUAAUAAUGAACCAAUCAGAAUGGUAGAAUGUAAUGAAGGAAAGUCUAAGGAUGAAAGUAUAGUGGGAAUGGUUUUCGAUACACCUGAUGAUGCAUAUACAUUUUAUAAUGAUUAUGCAUUUUUACAUGGAUUUGGUAUACGUCGUGAUUCCACAUUUAAACAUAAGUCGACAAAGGAACCUUAUCGGAAGAUAUAUGUAUGCGACAAAGAAGGUUUUAAACGGUUAGAUGAUAAUGCUUCAAGUGGAAUUGAGAAAAAACGGCGUAGAGAAGUUAGACUCGGAUGUAAAGCAGAACUUCGAAUUUCAAAAAAUAAGGAUGGUAAAUGGUUUGUAGACACUUUUAAUGACACACACAAUCAUGAUAUGAGCAUGACACCAACGAAGGUGAUGAAGCAUCGAUCCCAUAAUAAGUUCCAUCGUUCAAUGGAAUGCAAAUCUCUUAUGGUGAAACUAGGUUAA